This is a messenger RNA of Colletes gigas, 12324 nucleotides long. RefSeq names its product cytoplasmic dynein 2 heavy chain 1 (gene btv). Gene Ontology annotation, molecular function: ATP hydrolysis activity; ATP binding; minus-end-directed microtubule motor activity. Bases 1 to 12324 code for a protein of 4107 amino acids. Lineage: Eukaryota; Metazoa; Arthropoda; Insecta; Hymenoptera; Colletidae. Gene Ontology annotation, cellular component: dynein complex. The record is from RefSeq and is a predicted model, not a curated record. The transcript has 45 exons. Gene Ontology annotation, biological process: microtubule-based movement.
AUGGUGGUGCUCGACAAACGUAGAUCGUUGAUAGUGUCCACCGCGGGCCAUUUCUUCGGCGUAUCUCUGACGGACGAGGAGACCAUCGCCAAUGGCCAAUCGGUGCUGGACAAUUUCCUGGACAGAGCCACGUGCAGAACCCUCUGUGCACAGCCGGCUGACGACGAGGACGACCAGACACGAUUGGAACUGAGCAACGAGCUACCUGUCGGCAGAAACACGUUGGUCUUCUUCAAGUUGACAGAGGCACCGGUGACGGAGGAGAAUUUUCACGAGCUCGUUCACGUGACAUCCACCGGAAGCGACAAAGGAUCGGCGCUGAUCGAGGCCCUUCGACAAGUAUGGGCUCCCACUCUUCGUUCCUCCGGGCUCAGUUCGACGUAUUUGAAGAAACUGGAGGAGAAUCUUCUCGGUUCGUCGGAUGCAGCUUCCGUUCAGGAGGAAGAGGAUCACUGGAGGAAGAAAUGGGAGGAAGCGAAUCGUUCCCACGACAGAACGAUCUACGCCGAGGCGGUAAAAAGUUUGAAGAACAUCAGGGCGGAACUCGAGAGCGCAGCGGUGGCUAGAGAUGGGUUGAUCGGGGUGGAGGAUGCCGUCGAGGCAGUUUCCGGUUACGUGGACGAUUUGUGGAAAUUAGGGGACCAGGUGUACAACGAGGAACGCAUGAGAUCCUUUUUGAAUAUCGUUGGAGACGAAGUGGUGUCUGUUGUGAGAAACGUGAUAGACGAGAUGCGUACUGUGGACGAUCGAGUGAAGGUGGAAGCGAUUUCGACCGGCGCGAGUAUUUGUGAGAAAUGGACGAACAUGGCGGAACAGUUCACCACGCUCUUCUGGCCCCAUCAUUCCGUUCAUCCCUGGAAGGGCGCUAGUCACAUCCCGGAGAGAUGUUCUCGUAUCGGUGUACGACUCAGGCAGAUUGCCGAGUUACGCGCUCAGUAUCGACAAUUAACCAGGCUACUGACAGCCAGCGAAAGAUCUGGACUUGGCACGGAUUCCUUGAUGCAAUACUUCGACGAUGUUAGAGUCGUCUUCGACGACGAAAGGAACACCGACUGGAAUCGACUGAGAAGAAAGGUCGAGGAGGGUUUGGUUCCCGCUGAGGAACGGGUCGCCCAAAAACUGAAGUCCCAAAUCGCCGAUGCCACCACGCCGAACUCGCUGCUCGCCGAAUUUCGACGCUACUUCGAAUUAAUGAAAAGGGAUGGUUUGAAAAGAGCCCUACGCGGAGAACGGGAGACCUUGCUUUCCGCGUACCGGGACCUCAUAGAAAGCUGCCUGGCCGGGCCGGACACGGGGGAUCUCUUAGACAGUCCCAGAAUACUCCAAGAAGUUCAAGCUGCCAGGUCGUCGGAAACGAGGCUGGAAAGUUUAAGCAAAUUAGGGAAAGAGCUGCUCGCUGAUCUUCCCGGAUACGAGGAAAUCUCAUCAAAAGUAACGACAGCUCUGAGAGACGUCGAAAGGAAACGGCAAAGUUUCCUCGAGGCUUGGACGGAGGAGACGAAGGACGCUGUGGUGAGAAGAGAAUUGUCUCUGGGCACCGAUUCCGCGGUGGUGGAGUUGACUGGGACUAGUAUGAUGCGAGUGACGUACGAUCCAAGGCUGAUGACUCUGAUAAGAGAAGCCAGGGCGCUUUCGAGCCAAGGAGUAGAGCUUCCUAGGGAAGUUAGAGACCUGGUGGAAAGGGCAGGUGCUCUGGCGGGUCGUGCACGGGCCCUUCAGCAGGUCGCGACCUUCCACAAUACUAUUGGCGAUCGCAUGGUGCCAUCCCAGAGACCACUGAUGCUCACAACUGCCCUCGAACUGGCUCGCGCUGUAAAAGAACAAUCCGGAGUCGUUUGGUCCGAUCCUCUGGCUGUUGACGCUUACACCGCCAGGCUGAAGGAAUUGGUGAGAAAGUUCGCGCAGCAGAAUUCCGAGCUGGCCGCUAAGCACGGCGCGUUGCGAGACCUGGUGUCGAAUUUAUUAAAAGGGGAGACUGUUAAUCUAAUUGGGAAUCAAAACGCUUGGAAGGACGCCCUGAUGAGCAUGAGAACUAUCGUCGACACCGUGGAAGCUGAAUACGGAAACACGAAAGCAUGGAAACUGCACUGGGACAGACAGCUGCUCAAAGCACUGGACGUAGCUUACAGAGGCGCUCUGCCGUCGCUAUUGAAGAAAUUGCCAGAUAUUAAAGUGGAGCUGACGUUUCGGGACGGAUCUUUGCAAUGGAGGCCGCCUCUCGAGGAGAUCCGCGCGAAAUUGUACUCGGCGAUACGUCGAUCGCUUUCGAUCCCGAUGAACUUCAGGGGGGUCGGGGACGCGGCCGAUGCACACUUCGGUGAUCUGAUUCAAAGAAACGGCUAUCUGUUCGGCGGCGUCUACAAGCAGGCCGAAAUUGCUCUUUCCGCUCUGGAAACGCUCAGAAUGAAAUGGCUGCAUCUGGCGGCGCCAGCGAAAAUUGACGUUGCUGAACGACUGAAGGGACGCUCGCCGCAAGAAUGGACGAGGGCUUUCAAAGACUCCAAACAAUGGGCACAAAAGGUUGGCAAACUGCGGGGAAGCGAGGUGAGAAUUUGGUGCGUCAGCGUGGACACGGUGACGACCAGGAACGACUUGGAAUCGGCUACCCGUCGAUUCUGGGAACGUCUGUGCUCCGAUCUGAGGGUGGAAGCCUCGUCGAGGCUGGUAGCCAUCGUGGAGUUCCUUUCUUCCGCCUCGAAGGAACUGGAACGUAGACCUCGAAGCGUGGAAGAAGUUGGAUUGGCUUACGAGGCACACGAACGAAUCCAAGCGCAAUCGUCCGGUAUGGCUGAAGAGAUGGAAGCCAUUGCUGGACUUUCCAAAGUAUUGGCUGCCUGGACCAGCGAGAAUCUCGAAGGUGUCAGCACAGCGUACACGUCCUGGCAAGACCUGACUGAUCGUUUGGAGCGUCACAAGGCGGUCGUAGCCCGCGAACUCGAGGACGCCAAAGUGAAUCUUCGUCACAGAACGGUGGCUCUGCGAGACGAGCUGGAAAGAUGGCAAACGAAAUGGUCUUCCAAGCCAGAAAUUCUCGCCCUGGACUGGAUCAUAUCCAUGAGGGAGAGAUGGACGAACUUGAAGGAGCAGCUGGACGCUCUGAACGUCGACUGUCGAAGAGUCGAGCUGAGCACCGACGACAUUUUGGAGAACAACGAGGAGAACAUGAAGAAGCUAGAGCUACAGCUGGACGUGGAGGAAUCCAACUGUCGGUUUCAGGCCGAAUUUUUGGAGGAACUGAAGAACCAAGAGGAGGAAGAGUGGACGGUGGCGAGACGGAGGUUGCCCAGGCUUCACGAUUGGUUGGAUUCCUGGGAGAGUAGAAUACGCGUACAGCUGAAGGAUCAAUUCAAAGACGAGUCGAUGGAUCGCAAGGAUAGCAUAGAAAUGGACACGUCCGUUGGCAGAAAGGUACGCGAGGUCAGAGACGCCAUCGAGUGGCUGCAGCUUCUCCGUGGGGACGAAAUUGCGGAGGAACAUUGGGGCGAAUUGAAGCCGCUUCUGAAUUUGAACGACGUCAGGAACGCGAGGGAUAUUACCUUGGGCCAUUUGCUCCAUUCCGUGGGGAAGAUCCAGGAACACGCCGAGAAGAUAAAGGAAACAACGAAAAGAGCCGCGGCAGAGAGCGGUAUACGCCAAGGGCUGAUGGAACUCGAAUCCUGGGAGGCGUCGGCUCAUUUUCAACUACAAGAUUCAAAGGACAGCAAGAACGCUAAUAUCCUUCUCGUCGAGGAAUAUGGAACCCUGUUAGCGAGAGCGGGUGAACUGAGACUGCUGUUGGAGGGCGCGAAGGGGGCGGCUGGCUACGAAAGGUUUGCUGCCCGCGUGGCUCGUUGCGAAACCGGACUUUCGGAGGUCGAGGAGAGAAUAAAGAUCCUGAGCACCAUUCAGAGGAAAUGGGUUUACUUGGAACCGGUUUACGAAGGGGGCGCAGCCCCGAAUGACACUGGGAGAUGGUCCAGGGCCAACAAAGAAUUCAGGUAUCUCAUGGGAGAGGUGUCUCGCGAUCCGAGGCUGUCGUCCUUAAGGAGACUCCCUAUUACAGCCUUCACAAAUUUGAAGGAUCUCCUCGAUAGAUGUCAGAGAAGCCUCGACGAGUACUUAGAGGAGAAGCGGUCGUCCUAUCCGCGGCUGUAUUUCCUAAGCGACGAAGAUCUCCUCGAAUUAGUGUCAGCCAACGGCCGCGGUCUGGAGGCUCAUCUACCAAAAUUGUACCAGGGCGUCGGAUCAAUAAUAAAGGACGAUAAUGGACUGACGGCCGUUGUAUCGCCAGAAGGUGAAACGUUGCAGUUAUCCAGCCCCGUUGACCUCCGCGAUCCAUUACCGCGAUGGCUGAGCAAUCUCGAGGAGGGGAUGAAAAACGCUCUUCGUCAAGGCUUGGAGAAAUGCUUGAUCGACACUACGCCAGACCCGUCGUCCUAUCCGACUCAAGUUCUGCUACUGGCGGAAAGAAUUCGAUUUACGGAACGAUGCGAGAUCGCGUUGAAGGAAGGUCGCUCGUCUUUGAAGAACCUCGUCGAAUAUCUGGAGACACAAAGGGCUAGGUACAGGGGGCUGGAGGAUGCUGGUGACAAAUUGACUGCUUUGAAAGCGCGCGGCCUCCUCCUUGACACUGUUCACCACCUCGAGGUAGCUAGGAAUCUUCUGAAUGUCACCCUGCAGGAGGAGAGCACCGUCUGGGCCUGGCAGAGGCAGCUCAGGAGCUACAGAACCAAUAAAGGACCGGUAGUGCGUUGUGCCGGGGCGGAAUUUCCAUACCGUUUCGAGUACCAAGGGGCGGCAGUAGGUUUGGUACAAACUCCGUUGACAGAAAGGUGUUUCCUGGCUCUCGCUCAGGCCAUGAAACUCGGCUUGGGCGGCAGCCCAACCGGGCCAGCUGGAACUGGAAAGACCGAAAGCGUCAAAGCGCUGGGAGCUAUUCUUGGCAGGCUGGUUUUAGUUUUCAAUUGCGACGAAGGAAUGGACGCUGGUAGCAUGCGACGGAUCCUAGGUGGUCUAGCACAAGCUGGUGCAUGGGGCUGCUUCGACGAGUUUAAUCGUCUCGAAGAGGAGACGCUCAGCGCCGUGGCCAUGCUGGUCAGACCUCUUCAAGAAGCUGUACGCGACGGUGCAUCUCAGGUUUUGUUGGACGACCAGAAGGUGAACCUUGACCCGCACUGUUGCGUGUUCAUCACGAUGAAUCCCGCCGGGAUCGAGUACGGUGGACGUCGCAAGCUUCCGGAUUCCCUGGCAAGACUCUUUAGACCGAUCGGAAUGGCUCAUCCCGACAGAUCUGACAUAGUGAAGGCGUUGUUGGAGUGUGCUGGAUUUUUGGAUGCUUCCACCCUCGCGGUGCAGCUCGUAGAAACGUUGGACACCGCGGAGAUCCUUCUUUCCAAUCAGCCACACUACGAUUGGGGCCUCAGGGCCCUCAGAUCCGUGCUCGACGCGAUUCCCACGGGAGCUGACUUGGACGAGACCAGCAGAUUAGUGGCUGCGAUCAGGGCUUCCACGUUGCCUAAAUUGACGGAGGAGGACACGUCCAAGUUUCUAUUGCUGUUAGAAGACGUUUUCCCGAGAGCAAACCCCUCGUCCUCCACUUUCAUCGACAGACGAGAUCUACAGGCUGCUUUGCUCGAGCUUUGCGAGGACCAAGAACUGGGCAAGGAGAUCGCCAACAGGUGCAUUCAAUUGAACGAUCAAUUGAAAAGCAGAACCGGCGUGGCGAUCGUCGGUCCGCCAGGAAGCGGCAAAACGACCAUCAGGAAACUGCUGUGCGACGCGCUGACGAAAAUUGGGGAAACGGUCGUCGAGUUUCACGUCUAUCCUGGCGCCAUGCCGAAAUCCAGGCUUCUCGGGCGCAUCGAUCCCGAAACCAGGGAAUGGAAGGAAGGUUUGCUGUCGAGCUUCGUGGCAUCCGCCGGUGAAUCGACGACUUGGAUUAUCCUGAACGGCGACGUGGAACCCGAUUGGGCCGAGGCUCUGAACUCUGCUCUGGACGACAAUCGAUUACUGACCUUACCUAACGGAGUGGGCGUGAAACUUGGCUCUGGAACAAAGUUCAUUUUCGAGACCCAUAAGCUAGCCGGCGCGAGUCCAGCCACCGUUUCGCGAUUAGGGGUGGUUCAUUUGGGCUCGACUAGCCCCAGCUCUUUGCUGGUAUCGUCGCGAUUGAGAGGACUGCCAGAGGCGGCGAAAGAGCUCGCAAAUUCCCACCUUUGUCCCUGUAUCGAGGAAUGCUUGAAGAUCAACGCUGACGUUUCCUCGGCCUCCGGUUUAAUGGACUCCGCGUGUUGCCAUUUAAAGAGCUCUCGCACUCACACCGCGGCUUCUCACGCUCUACUUGCGUCUUUGUGCAGCCAGAUAGGGGAUGAAAGGCCCAGAGAUGAUUUGGCACGUUUCGUUUACCAAUCGACCGACUGCUGGUGUCCAAAUCCGCAGAAACCAAACGCUGUGCUGUACAAUGGGGAUACGGAUCGAUUGGAGGCUGUCGGUGACGCUGAUCAAUCAACGGACACGGACGAUGGUCCUGUUUCGCUGUCAGGCACUAUGAAGGGCGCCUUGUCGUCUGUUUUGCCGUGGAUCAGGGACAACCAACCUAUUAUGAUAAGAGGUCCAGAGGGCUGCGGGAAAAGUACCCUAAUAUCCGUUAUACUCUCUGCUGUUAGAACCAACGAGCCUUCGACUUUGAUAAAAGGAUCCUCCCUCUACGGGCCUCAGGAUUUGGUCACGAAAUUGAAAAGGGGCUGCGUGCAACUGAACUCAUCUUCUCACGGGAGGAUCUACAAGCCCAGAAGCGGAUCCAGAGUUAUUCUGAUUUUGGAAGAUUUGCAUCUGGCUUCCAAGGACCUCCAGGAGCUGGUGCGAGAGCUGCUUCAAGAAGGAGGAUUCCACGAGGAAGAUCUUGAAUUCGCCAUAGUUCCUUUGACCAUUGUAUGCACAGCUGAUGCUACCACUAGAUUGCAUCCCAGGCUGGAAGCACUUUUGUCCACUCGCUAUUUGCCGUAUCCAAGCGCAAAGGACAUCGUAGCAGUGUUGGAGCUGCACCUGAGAAACUCCUUGGUGGGGAACGAUGUACUGAUCGAAUCCUGGAUCGCCCAGACGACGCCCUCCAUGCUGGAAGCUUUCGAGUUAAUGAAAUCCUCCCGUGGCUCGUCCAUCGAGUGGACUCCCAAGGAUUUGAUUUCCUGGGCAGACAGUUUAAAAUACUAUCCCACCCCGGAAAAUGAAGCAGACAUUACGCGUCAUUUGUUGGACGCUGGACAACGGUUGUUCCAUCCUAGACUGGCAUCGCGGGAUCAGUCACGCUGGGAAUCGAUAGUCCUGUCGAAAGCACCGAUGACACAAAUACCUGGUAACGACGUGUACAUAUGGAAACUCGGGAAUACCGGGUUAUUACCGUUGGACGAGGAACAAUGGACGAAGGAGAUAAUUAAUGCUGCAGCGAGAUGCGCCAGGGAAGGCGAUCCCGUGCAAGCGUCGAUUUCGUCUCACCUGUUGCGCACAGUGGCCGGUCUGAGCUGGGCUUUCGGGACCAAUCUGAGGGGCGUGAUUUUAAUUGGACGACCCGGAGCCGGAAGAAAGUCGGCCGUGAGACUCGCUGCCACCUUUUCCACCCUACGUUUGGUGGACUCCGGGCCUGGGCGUGGUCGGGCCUCGAUGAAAACCGCGGUUCAGGCUGCUGGGAUCGACGGUGAACCGACUCUCCUCUUGCUGGAGGAGCACCACAUGAGAGAGAGUGGAUUGGCUGUUCUGGCGAGUGCAAUAGUGUCAAGAGGAGAGCUACCAGGACUAUUUACAGCGGAGGAACUCGACGGCUUAAUAGCGCCAUUGGCGGACGUGGCCAGGAGAGAAGAUUUCUCGGGCACUUUGGAACAAUACCUCUACCACCGUUUACGCAAUUAUCUUCGAGUUGCUAUGAUCGUGGACACCGGAGAAGUAAGAUCGUCCUGGUUGGCGCGUUCGAGGCUCCUCAGACACUGUGCCCUGAUCGGGCCAGGUCUGGGCAGCGAAUGGUGGUCCUGGGAGGUUCCGUUGAUCGAGCUGGCGAACCUUCAAAGCGGCAUCAAGAUCGACGACGCGGAGGAGACUCUGCCUGGCGUGAAGGCGAUGGUCAAGGCUCAUCUCCAGGCCCCGCGACAGCAACGAGCUCCGGCGCGGUUCUUGGCGAUGGUGCACACUUGGAACCACCUGCGUGUCGCCUGGAGCGAAGAAAUGGAGCAGAAGCUGGCCAGCCUUCAGGCUGGGAUAGGUAGAUUGAAGGAUGCUGGCGGGCAGGUGGCCAAACUGGAGGACGAAGUCUCUAAGCAGCGGCAGGAGUUGGAGGCGGAACAAGGACGUGCAAACGCGGCUCUCGAGCAGAUCACAGCCACCAUGAGAGGCGCCACCGGACAGAGAGGAGAGAUGACCAACUUGAAGGCUGAGACUGAACGUGAGAGCGCGGAACUGGCGCGCAGAAAGGCGGAUAUCGAAGGGGAACUGGGCAAGGUCGAGCCUCUGGUCGAACAAGCAGCGCAAGCAGUAGCAGGCAUCAGCGCUGACGCGUUGGCGGAGGUCCGUUCGUUGAGAGCGCCUCCAGCACCAGUUCGAGACGUCCUCGAGGGCGUUCUUCGAUUAAUGGGAAUAAAAGACACGUCUUGGAACAGCAUGAAGACGUUUCUGGCGAAACGCGGGAUCAAAGACGAGAUUAGAACUUGGGACGCGAGGAGAAGCACGUCGUCCAGUUUGGACGCGGUUGCCAAGUUGGUCAAGGAGCGGCCGGAGAGCUUCGAGGAGAAAACCGCGAAAAGAGCAUCCGUGGCAGCGGCUCCGUUGGCUGCCUGGGUCCUGGCGAAUCUGCAGUAUGGUCGGAUCAUUCAGCAGGUCGCGCCUCUCGAGAGGGAACAACGAUUGCUGGCCGAACGUCUGUCAGCCGCGGAAGCUCAGAUUGGCAAGCUGGAAGCUGGACUGAACACCGUCGAAAGUCGCGUGGCACAGCUUCAGGAGGAACUCGCAGAACGUUCGAGAGGAGCAGCCGGAUUACAAUUGCGCGCUGAGGCCACUGAAGCGAGAUUAGCAACUGCCAGAGCGUUAUUGCAGAAGUUGGACACGGAACACAGAGAUUGGCAAGCACAGCUGGAGGAACUGACUGACAGAAAAGAGAAACUGGACGUGGAGGCUGCCAAUGUGGCGUCGUUGUUGGUGUACGAGGAUCCCGGGAGGGAAGACAAAUGGAAAAAGUUGGCGAUCGAGCUAUUGAUCACAGAGCGAGAGAGAUUGCUGUGGCGGGCGCAGGGUUUGCCAGCGGACACCGGAAGUCUCGUGGGUGCUUCCUGCGCCCUCAGGGGCCCGUUGGUCCCCAUAUUUGUGGACCCAUCGGGAGUGGCGGUCUCGUGGCUGAAGAACAACGUCGGUUCCAGGAUGGAGACCACGAAACCGGAAGACGCGAAAUUUCUGACCACUCUAGAGCUCGCCGUGCGUUUUGGGAAACCUUUGUUGGUGGAGGAACUGGUCGACUUUCCCUCGAUUUUAUUGCCAUUGUUACGUAGACGUCCUCUGAGGCUCGGCGAGCGAACUUUGCCGGCUCCGCAGGGUUUCAAACUUUUCUUGGCCACCAGACGCGACAAAUUGGAUGGCUUUCCGAGGGAAGUUGACGCGGUCUUGUUCAAGAUCGCCCUUGGGGCCGGCUCGAAGAGCCUCGCCGAAAGAUUUGUCGAAAGGGUUUUGUUGAAGGAGACGCCGGAGCUGGCGACGCAAAGGAAAGAGGCGCUGGAACGCGAAGAAAAAUUAUCAGGCGAACGGGACACCGCCAGAUUGGAUCUGUUGGCGCAGCUGGCCACCGCGAAAGGUCAAGAUCUCCUCCAGGAGUCUGAAGGAUCUCAGGGCGGGCUCUUGUCGUCGUUGGAAGCCACUCAGUCGAAAGCCAAAGAGAUCGCGCUGGCCCUCGAGGAGAGUCGACGGAGCUUGGAAGACGUCACCAGGAGAGCCAAGGACCACGAGAAAUUAGCCAAAUUCGCAGCUGGCUUGUACAAAACUGUGAAAGCCUCGACAGCCUUGAGUCCGCUCUACGUCUUUUCGUCGGAAGCUUUUACCGAUAUUUAUUUGCAAGCGGAAGAUUAUAGAUCCUCGAUACUCUCUCAGGACAAGAAAGAACAGGAUAAACUGAUCGAAAAACGAUUAAUAGGUUUAACCCUGUAUUACUGCGCGAACGCCGUGUACAGAAAGCAUCGAUUACCCUUGGCACUGCAGCUGGCGCUUUCCUUGCAUUCAGUGCCGGACAUCGAGAGGAACUUCCUGUUAGGUAAAGUGGUAUUGGACGAUGACGAAGAUUCCGAUUACAGAGUGCCCGAGUGGGUACCCGAGGAACGCCGCCUAUCCGUUCGAGCUUUGGUGUCAUCCUUGCCUCAAAUAGUCAUAAGAAUGAAGCCAGCCUGGCUAAACGACGUCAGCAAUAUUUACGCUGAAACCGGGCUGACCACGUUUCAGAAAAUUUUGAUCAUAAAGACCCUUCGUCCGGACUACCUGCACACUGCUCUUUCGAAACUGGCUGCAGAAGUACUAGGUGUGAAAGACUUGGCGCCUCCGCAGUGGUCUCUGGGUAAGGUGGCCGAGCAGGGAUCGUCGAAUCCUGUGUUGCUGCUCCUAUCGCCUGGAGCCGAUCCUGGCUCGGAGCUGAGAUCGUUGGCCAACAACCAGGUUGCGUCUGCCACUGGGUUCGUGGAGGUGUCUUUGGGCCAGGGCCAAGUUGCUCAGGCUGAACUGGCGCUGGAAAGUGCUUGCAAAAACGGUAACUGGAUUCUCCUGAGCAACCUGCACCUCGCCCUAAACUGGCUGCCACGUUUGGAAAGUAUUCUACGGUCACCGAUGUGCACGACCAACAAGAACGCUGCCACGAGGAUCUGGCUAACCACCGAGGAGUGUCUAGGAUUCUACCCAAGCCUGGCUGGUCUCUGUUUGAAGCUGGCGUACGAGCCGCCGGAAGGCGUCAAGAGGAACGUGAAGAGGUCCCUCCAGCAGCUCCAACAGAAACAGCAAAACAACGCGAACGUUCCCGGAAGCGUUCUGCUGUCCUGGCUCCACGCCACGCUUCAAGAGCGACGAAAGUUCGUGCCCCAAGGCUGGAUCAGGCCUUACGAGUGGAACGAGUCCGAUCUCGAGGCCGCCUACGAGCUGGUCGUCAAGAACAUGUCUUCGAAGAAGGACAAGGACAGGGACGGAAGCUGGCAGACUGGCAGGGGGCUGUUGGACGUCGCAGUUUACGGCGGUAGGCUUCAGGACGACUACGACACGAGAGCCCUGUGCUCGAUCAUUCGCGACGUCUGGUCCUCCGCGGUGUUCGAGGGCCGCAGGAAGCUGGCUGGCACGCUGAGGGUGUCUGAAAGAUCGUUCGAGGACGCGUUCAAGGCUUUGGAACAGCUGCCUGACAGCGACUCACCCAAAGAGUGCUUUGGACUGCCUGCUAACGCGCAUAGGGCUUGGGAGAGGGGAGCUGCUGAGGCUGCCUUGUCGCAUCUCAAAGGUGUCCUGAUCAAAGUGUCGGGCAGCGACGAAAGAAGCAAGAAGACGGAAUCGCAGGUGCAAAGAGACCUGAAGGAGUUGAUCGAUCGCAAUGGUUUUAUAUUUGGAUCGUCCAGCAUAGAAACCGACAGGAAGAAGAACACGCUGGAAAGUUUCUUCGUCGACGAAAUGAAUUUGACUAAGAAGACGCUGAACCUUGUUCGAGUGGACGUUGAUAUUCUACAUUUCGAGGACUCCAAGACCCCGACGCGCUGGAUGAAAGAGUGGGAAUGUGGGCCCAAAGAAAUUUUGCCUUUCGUUAAAGGGCUAAUGGCCAGGUACCAAGCCCUCGAGUCCAUGCUGUCUAUUUCCUCGUCCAUAGUGAACAUAUCGCGACUGGCCAGUCCACGAGCGUUUCUAACUGUCCUGAAACAACACACUGCGAGAGAAACGCAGCAACCUCUGGAAAACCUUCGACUUCGCGUGAAUUGGUUGGAGAAUCGUAGAAACGAGGAGUGGAAGAUAUCGUUUAUCAUCGAGGGGCUUCUGAUAUCAGGUAACUACGUUGAUUACUUGAGUGCAUUAAUAGAGAACGGCACUUUGGUGGACCUGGACGCGAACGCGGCAUCCGUUGCGGCUGCACCGAGCUGCCAAAUUGCGUUCCUGCCCGAAAACUGUACACGGGAUAGUUCGGACAACAAAGUAAUGGGCGACUAUUUGAGAAGCAACGAUUCCGACGACACGCUGAGCAUUCCGGUUUACGCGAAUUCUCAAAGGGACAUAUUAAUUUGCUCGCUUCCGGUCAAGUUUCACAGGGAGGAGCACGACGACUGGUUACGUAGGGGCGUUGCUUUUCAUCUAAAAUUAACUUAA